AUGGUGCAUUGGAAGAUAUCGGCAGGCCUGCUCUUGGCCUGUUCCUUAUUCCCGGAUAACCAUCGUUGUCCCUCUCCUGGAUCUUCUCUCCAUACUGCUGUUGAUCUGGAGGACGGGGCUGGAAGAGACGUCGAAGAGACAUACCACCAACUACACUCUCUCACUUCUGAUGAUGGUGUUGCAGGUGGUUAUCAUAGUGAAGAUGGUGGCUUGGAAGCUGUGGACAGGCUUCAUGGAGGACAGAGCAGACAGACCAGAGAUCAGUUUACUUCUUCCAGCCAUGCCCUGGCCACUCAGAACAGUGCAUCUACAAGUGAGAGAACCGAUGCCGAACAUCCUCAGCAAGAUCUCCAACUGCACCACUGGCUCCAAAAAGGCAGAUUGGCGGUCAAGAAUUCACUCGUGGAAUGGCAAUCAUUGAAAGAUCAUUUCGUGUUUCUUGAGAAAGAGUUAUACAAAGAGUUGGAAUCAGUGGACCAUGAUAAUAUCCAUGACAUCCAACAUCUUUCUGGAAUUCUCCGCCAAUUACACGAUUCUCAUAAGCUUAUUGGAAGGGUCUUUGGAGACACCUCAGUUGAACACAAUUUGGAACAAAGAGAACACUUUGAUGGGAGUUUCUCACAAAACACUUUAGAAGAUUACUCGCAAAGCAUUGAAGGGCUAUUCUCAAUUAUCAAAGGAUACCAACAUCAGCCAUCAUAUGACUACCAACUAUGGCUUGCAGGAAACAUGGAGAAGUCCUCAGAUGUUAAGUAG
Puccinia graminis f. sp. tritici CRL 75-36-700-3 is the source of this 756-nucleotide messenger RNA. RefSeq lists its product as uncharacterized. The record is from RefSeq and is a predicted model, not a curated record. NCBI's taxonomy places the organism in Eukaryota, Fungi, Basidiomycota, Pucciniomycetes, Pucciniales, Pucciniaceae. Bases 1 to 756 code for a protein of 251 amino acids. The transcript is spliced from 6 exons.